AUGACUACAAAUGUGUCUUAUGCUGCUAUAGCAAAGUCAUUAACUGAAGAACCAAAACCUCAAUUAAUUAAAGAAACAAAACCCGUUUCAGAAUCAACUGAAUCAAACAAUAAUUCUCAACCUUCAUCAUCAUCAUCAUCAAAUGAAUCAUCUGUUGAAAAAUCAAAUUCAAAAAUUUCUUCAAAAUCAUCAUCUCCAUUAAAACCAAGUUUAGCACCAGCUCCAUUACCUUCAACUUCAGCUUGGGGUUCAAUAACAAAUAAUUUUAAUGAAUUAAAUGUUAAUGAUAAUAAUUCAAACAAGAAAACUCCAUUAUUAGGUGAAACAUCGCCGUCAUUUAAACAACAACCAAAUCAACCACCCAAAAAAUUUGUUAAACAACCUGCAACUACAAAAUGGGUUCCAUUAGAUGUUAAUGUUACUUUACAAUCUAGAUCUUCUUCAAAACCAAGAAGUAAGAAAAGGCAUGGUAGUGGAAAUAGUGGAAAUAGUACCAAUAAUAAUAGAGAAGCUAAACCAAGAGUUACAAAGAAGAAAGAUGAAGUAUCAAAAGAUAAUGUAGCUAAUGGAUCAAUUAAAACUGAUGAUCAAGUUGAAAAAAUAGAGACAUUAAAACCUGAAGAAUCACAAAAGGAAGUAGUUGAAGAAGAACCAAAACAGGAGAAAGUUGAAACAAAAGAAUCACCAGUUGAACAAGAGACUGAAGAAUCUCCUGUUGUUAGUAAAGAAGAACCACGAGCCGUUGAGGAAUCAACAGCAGAAGGUGAAACUAACUCAUCAAAUCAAUCUCCAGAUCCAACUCAAGAACAAACACAAUCCAAUAAACCAUAUAACAACAACACUAAUAAUAACCCAAAUAAUAGACGUUUUAAUCCAAAUUUUAACAAUGGUUCAAAUAAUGGAUAUCAGAAGAGAUAUAAUAACAACAACAAUAAUAACAUAAACAAUCAUUAUAAUAAUUUCAAUCAAUCACAACAAUUCCAACCACGUCCAUAUAGAUCAAACAAUCAUUACAAAAAUAGAAACUACAACAAUAACAACAAUAAUAACUCUCAUAAUUCAAAUGGUUCAUCAUCAAAUCUUUCAUCACCAAUUCCAAAUUUCCAACCACAACAUUUUAAUAAUUAUGUUCAACCAAUGUAUUAUAUGCCAAUGCAACCACCAUUUAUACCAAAUAAUUAUCAAAUACCACCAAAUCAACAACAAUUUCCAAAUUCAUUCCAAUCAUCUAUUUAUCAACAACAACAAUAUCAACCACAUAAUCAGUACCAACAUCAACAUCAAAGUCAUCACCAACAACACCAACAACAACAAAAUAUUCCACCACCACCAAUUUCUCCACAACAAAAUCCAUCAGAAGCAUUAAAAUAUCAAUUAAAUUAUUAUUUUAGUCAAGAAAAUUUAAUAAAAGAUUUUUUUUUAAAACAAAAUAUGGAUCAAGAAGGUUGGGUUCCAUUAGAUUUAAUAUUAAGUUUUAAAAGAGUUAAAAUUAUUAUAAAUCAAGGUAAUAUUAAUUUUGAUGAUGUUUUAAAUAAUUGUGAAAAUAUUGAAAUUAGUGAUGAUGGUAAUAAAAUUAGAGCAUCAAAUAGAUCAUGA
This is a messenger RNA of Lodderomyces pseudojiufengensis, 1596 nucleotides long. RefSeq lists its product as uncharacterized. The transcript has a single exon. Gene Ontology annotation, cellular component: cytoplasmic stress granule; cytosol. Gene Ontology annotation, biological process: positive regulation of translation. The record is from RefSeq and is a predicted model, not a curated record. Gene Ontology annotation, molecular function: RNA binding. The coding region runs from base 1 to 1596 and encodes 531 amino acids. Lineage: Eukaryota; Fungi; Ascomycota; Pichiomycetes; Serinales; Debaryomycetaceae.